GUUGGGAGUGGAAAGGGCGGUGGUGCUGCAGUGGGUGUGUUUGUGGCUUAACGUGUUCCUGCCUGUGGUCACAUGCAGUGGGGCAAGAGGAUGGCACUGGGGCUGGUGGAGUGCUGCUGGCCUGGGACCCACCUCCAGGUGGUGUCCAUGGGCUCUUGGCCUUGUGUCCAGGGGGAGAAGGGGACUCUGGGACCGUGCUGGUCCCACCGUGACCCAGUGGGGAUGUGUUGGCCACCCCUAGCAUCACCAACCCAACCUCUUCUCUGUGCCCAGCCCUGGAGGAGCCACGCGAGGGAGCAGAAGUGGCUUACAUCCCUGCCCUUCCAUGGGGCUGCGUCCCCAUGUCACCAUCCUGGUCGUACAUGGGCACAUCCUUGCAUCUCCAUCCACGUGCCAUUUGGGCACAGCAUCCCCACCCCUGCUCUUCCAGGCUCAGCAUCCCCAUCAUCAUGUCCCCAUCUCUGUCCCAGCUCAGCAUCCUGCUCCCUCCAUCCCCAGCCCUGUCUCACCACACUCCUUGACCCUGUCCCCAUGUCCCCAUCACCCGACUCACACCACUGUUUGCAGCUCGCAUUUGGGCAGCAGAGCCCCCCCCAAGUACUGUGCCCCGAUGCAUCCGUGCCUCGAAAGCAGAGGGGUGGCCAUCCUGCUCCCGCCCUGGCCCCCGUGUGUUUACAUUCACGCUCUGCUCUGAAUAUUUUCCACCUCGCUCAAUGUAAAUGUUUACGGUGAGGCUGCAGAGCCGGUGCAGCGGGGGCGGCGUGGUGGGGCCACCCCACAGCUGCUCUUCCAGGAUGAUGGCCUCCAUCCAUCUGCCAUCAAAGGGACAUGGUGCCACGCUCCUUGCUGGAGACACCGUGUAGGAUGGGAUGUCCCCAUGCCUCGAGCCACUACCGUGCAGGGCAGUGCCCAGGUUGGCUCCCAGGGCAAAUCCGUGCUUGGGGAUUGGUGCUGUGCAUGGCUGCUGCACACAGUGCUGUGCGUGGUGCUGUGCUGUGCAGUCUGCUAUGUGGCUCGCUGCUGUGCUGCCCACAAGGCCACGCACGCCGUGGUGCAGUCCUGCAGGAUGAGGUUCUCCCCCCAGCUAUUUUGCUGCCACAGCAAAGAGCAAACCCAACGGAGCAAAUUACAAGCAGAGCAAGGCCGAAAUUUCCCAAAUUGCUGGUUGGGCUCGGGACUGUGCCGAGCCGAGCCCUGUGGGCCCCCACCUUUCAUCUGCCCCAAAUUACACAGCACAGCCCGGGCGGGGCUGCUCUACCCAGUCCCCAAAAACAGCAUCGUAAUGGUGGGUGGGUGCUGGCAGCAGGGCCACCCCAAAUUGUGCUGUUUUCAGCCGGGGAGGGUGGCUCGGUGCUCCCCAGUGCUGCUUUGCCCCAAAUCCCAUCAUGGCCCCAUGAUCCUAGAAACGAGGAAUGGGGACACAUGGAAUGCAGUGAGGCCCUGGCUCCAUCCCAGCCUCUCCGCUCCCUUUUAGGAUUUUCAGAUAAUUUAAGGUCGGGAAAAGCAGCAGCUGCGAGCAGCCGGCGGGCUGCAGGCAGACAGACCACUGCAUUAUUUCUGGGAGCGAGGGGAUGACGCCGGGUGAAACCUGAACCAUGUCGGGGAUGGAAACGGGGAGAGGGACAGGAGCGGGGACACCCACCAUCGUCCCCCAGCCCGCUGUCCCAGUGCGGCGGCUUCUUAGGGGGAUUCUGGCAGGGUCCCCAGGGAGGCGGGAUGCAAAUAGCAAGGGGAUGAGGUCACUGCUUGAGUUACUUCAGCUGCAACGGAGGGGAUGGGGGGCUGAGCAGGGUGGGAUGGGGUGAUGCCCCCGUUCUGGAGCUGUUUCUGCACCUCAGUGCCACACUAUGAGCCCCCAAAAGUGUCAGGGAACCAAGACAGAAACCUUCCCCAUCUCUGUCCCUAUCUUGGUCCCCAUCCCCGUCCCUACCCCUAUGGAUCUCAGGGUGACACCUCCCCCUACCCCAGGGACAUAGCUCUGCAUGUGGGGCAUUGCCAUGGGAGGCUGGGGGGCUGUGAGAGUCUGGCCCCCAGGGAAAGGCCAGAGCUGAAAGGGGGUGGCAGAAGGGACAACUUUGGUGUGCAUGGUGGCACAUGGGUUGGAUGGGGCGGAUAAGAUGGGUGGAUGAAUGGGAUGGGCAGAUGGAUGGGACAGAUGGGAUGAAUGGGAUGGAAAGGACGGAUAGGACUGAUGGGAUGGAUGGUAUGAACCGGGCGGAUGGGGUGGAUGGGAUGGAUGGGGCAGGUGGGCAGAGCCCCGUGUGCGGUUCUGGUCCCUUUUGUCCCAGGGUAGAUGCAUCACCGCGCUUCACAGGACUGUGUGCCCUGUGCCCACAUCAUGGCAAGGCUUGGGUUUACAGGGACAGGAUCCAGCCCCAGGUUGGGCUGCAGCCAAAGGGAACUGUGUGGGGGCAAAUCUUACAUUUCGGGGCUGCACGUAGCCCUGAAGGAAUCACGCUGUUACCUUCAUCCCUUACAAUAACCUCCCCCUGGCACCCCCCUUUCCCUACUUACACCCUCCCUCACCGAGCAGCCCCCAGCCCCCAGUCCAGGGCCGCCCCUCUGGGAGGGGGCCAUGGUGGGCUGGGGGCCGCCUGUCUUUCACCAGCCUCCCCCUGCUCCCUCCCCAACACGGCCCUAAUGAGAACAAGCUGGUCCGCUGCGCUCACAGCCAGUGAGCUCAGGGCUGCGGCGGGUGGAGGAGGAGGAGGAAUAGAAGGAGGAGGAGGAGGAGGGAGCAGGACUAGGGCUCAGUGCAGACAGGCAGAGAAACGCUGGACAGACACGCAGUGCUGGUGAGGGCAAUGGCGGUGCGGCUGCCUGCGUGCCUUCUGCUGCUGUUGGUGUUUCUGGCUGCCCCAGUGCAAUUGGCAGCCCCACGGCAUGUGGCCGUGUUCCCCGAGCCCGGUGGUGGCAGUGGGGAUGGAGAGGAGGCCUCUGCUGUGCCUCCUGCCCAACCUGUGACGCCGGUGAGUGGCCCCACAGUGGGGGACGCAGUGGGGACGGCCAUCACCAACAGCUCGGCGCCGGGCAAUGUCUUGGAUGGGUUGGUGGAUUUCUUCAAGGAGUACAUGCUGCUGGUGGUCGUGGUGGGCUCGUUGGCCUUCGUCUUGCUCUUCAUCAUCUGCGCUGCCGUCAUUGUGAGGCAGAAGCACAAGGCCUCGGCCUACUACCCAUCCUCCUUCCCCAAAAAGAAGUACGUGGACCAACGGGACAAGACCGGAGGGCCCCGGUCCUUCAGCGAGGUGCCUGAGAAGGCUCCGGACCCCGACGCUGAGGAGCCCCUGGACUGUGGCCGCCAGCUGCAGGCUGACAUCUUGGCCGCGGCCCAGAGCCUCAAAUCUCCCACUAAAGCGCCAUUGGCCAACGGGGCUGGCACCCAUGGAGAGCACAAGAAGGGGGAGGAAGAAGGCAGCGAGAACCCUGUUGAGCCCCCUCCCCAGAAUCAAGAUGCUGAAGGAGUGGGGCCGGAGGCAACAAGCGCAGAGGGCAAGGAGGCCCAAGAUGGCUCUCCCAGCACCUAGUGCCAACCAUGGACUCUGAGCUGAGAUCCUGGCGGCCCUGCUCACCGCCCACCUGAACGUGGAGGCUCGAGGAAGCCCCGAUGAAGCCCCACUCCCCCUCCUUCACACCCCCCUGACCCUAUGCGGCCGUGGGAGGCCACUUCUGAGCCACUGUUGUGGUGCUCGGUGCAGCCAAACCCAUCGCUUGUGCUCUCCCCAUGGGCGCUUCCCCUGGAACCCCUCAAAAAAUGAAGAGAAAAGCCCGGGCUGGGUCUCCCCGCCGUCCUUGCACACCUUUCUCGCAGAUGUUAUUUUUGCUCAUUAUCGUAUCCUGGCCCCCACGCAGGCAACGGGGCAUGGAGGAACCAUGACCCCAUGACUUCAUGACCUGCUGGUAGUUCUGACCUUCUGUGGUGGCCUGGAGAUAUUGCAGCCCCCUUGGAUUGGGGAGGGGGAUGCGCUGCUCCCAUCCCACUCCUCCAAUGCCCCUCCCCCCCGCAGUGCCUGGCGGAGAUUUGAGGCAUUUUGGACGUGUUUUGGUGAGAAAAAGAAGGGAAAAUCUUAGCCAACCAUAGCAAGAGGGAAGAGGAUGCAGUGACAAUGCCCCCAUCCUUUUGUUUGUAUGCCCUGAAUGUCACAGACCCCUCGGAAAGCACAGUGAACGGAGCUCAGAGAGGAGCUAGAGUUUUGCCUUAUUUUCUUAACCCCCUUUGCUAUGAAUAAAGACAGUUACUACGCACA
Molecule: messenger RNA, 4244 nt
Organism: Numida meleagris (helmeted guineafowl)
Lineage: Eukaryota; Metazoa; Chordata; Aves; Galliformes; Numididae
Gene: TMEM119
Product: transmembrane protein 119
Exons: 2
Coding region: 2805-3524 (239 amino acids)
Biological process (GO): positive regulation of osteoblast proliferation; ossification; positive regulation of bone mineralization
Cellular component (GO): plasma membrane
Source: RefSeq, a predicted model, not a curated record